Messenger RNA from Coregonus clupeaformis (lake whitefish), 2497 nucleotides. Its product is annotated as ephrin-B1-like. Gene Ontology annotation, cellular component: plasma membrane. The record is from RefSeq and is a predicted model, not a curated record. The coding region runs from base 967 to 1998 and encodes 343 amino acids. The transcript has 5 exons. Gene Ontology annotation, molecular function: ephrin receptor binding. NCBI's taxonomy places the organism in Eukaryota, Metazoa, Chordata, Actinopteri, Salmoniformes, Salmonidae. Gene Ontology annotation, biological process: axon guidance; ephrin receptor signaling pathway.
CAUCAGGUUACGGUACAGCCGUUUAGCUCGAGGAGAGGAGCAAAGCGGGGGACGUCGGGUUCCACGCAGUGAACGAGAGAGAGAGACAGAGGAGGGAGAGAGAGCAAGUCCUGACCCUUGGUAGACUAGACCACUUCUAACUGUGCGUCCCUAGUCUACUAGCCUACUGCACAAUAAAUAACUAGACUCGGGGACAAAGAGGACAUAGCUACUGCCCGGCCUACUGCUGCAUGGUGGGAAUCCGGGCAGUGUGUUGAAGAAUGCAGGCUCUAGCUCAAUCGGACCUCUCACAUGUUCUAGGACGAAUAGAGAAUAGGAGAGGAGAGGGGGAGCGCAUGAGGGGAAAGGAAAUAUUUACUACAUUAACUGACCGCAGUUUCCCUGCUCUGGAGAAGGGAGGGCCGAGGAGAAGAGACGGAUAAAGUGUGUUCUGACGGGAGUGCUGCUGAUGGAGUUCUAACUGAUGAUUGCGUGUUGUCAUCUAUUCUAUGAAAGAGAGUGACAGGUACAGAGAGCGUUGCUUGGAGAUAUUAUUUACCUGACAAAGACAUCGGCCGAUAGGCUACGCUUCUGAAGGCAGAAAUAGCCUAGCCUGCAGAGAAACCUCGGUAUAGGUUACCUGAUCUAACGAGGAACCGGAUCGGUGUGACAUUAGGGACAAAGACGAGAAUAAAGAACUUCCCCCGUUUCUCAACUGCAGGUCAACCGGAUCACAUCCCGCCUUGAACCUCUUAAAACCGUAAUUUAGUGCCAACGGCUGUUGACACGAGCGCUUUGCGGACAGCGGAGGUUUAAACGGGGAUCUGAAGACACACCGGACAGAGAGACAUGUAUCUAACAUCGACCUCACAUGCACCCGACUGACAAACACACGAGCCACAGAAGAAAGCGGUAGAUAGCGUCUGCUGCCCUGCCACGCGCACUGCGGCUCCGACGCUCGGCUCACUCUAUCUCCCGGUUGUGAGAAUGGCAGGGGUCGCGUGCUGGAAGUGUUACCUCUGGAUCUUUAUUGUCGUAUUUAGGUCGACGUUACCUUCUGACGCCAAAUCACUGAAAACUAUUAUCUGGAGCACUCAGAAUGCCAAGUUCCUGUCAGGUAGAGGGGUGGUCAUCUACCCAGAUAUCGGGGACAAGCUAGACAUUAUCUGCCCCAAGGCUGAGCCAGGACGGGACUAUGAGUUCUAUAAGCUGUACCUGGUCAGGAGGGAGCAGGCGGAGGGGUGCAGCACGGUCAUGGACCCCAAUGUACUGGUCAACUGUAACAAGCCAGAGAAGGACAUCAAGUUCACCAUCAAGUUCCAGGAGUUUAGUCCCAACUAUAUGGGCCUGGAGUUUAGGAAGAAUAUGAAUUACUACAUCACAUCCACGUCCAAUGGUUCAGUCGAAGGCCUGGAGAACAGAGAGGGAGGAGUCUGUAAGACCAGGGCCAUGAAAGUGGUCAUGAAGGUCGGACAAGACCCCAACACUGUUCUACCAGACCCUGUAUUACCAGAGGAACCAGAGAGAGAGAAGGACAACAGUCUGGGAGGAGACUCCAGUCCUAGCCCUGAGGACAACCAGCUGCCUGGAGCAGGAGAGCCAGGCAACACUGACUCUAUAAACCAGGACAACAGGUCAGGAGGCUCCAACAGCAGUGAUGGCAUCCUGGGGUCAAAGGUCGCUGUGUUCUCAGCCAUCGGAGCUGGCUGCAUCAUCUUCCUCCUCUUCAUCCUCUUUCUCGUCAUCCUGCUCAUCAAGAUGAGGAAGAGAGCCCGGAAGCACUCUCACGCCCAGCCCCACCCUUCCGCCCUGUCACUCAGCACGCUGUCCAAUCAGAACAAGCUGCCUGGCAGUGGGGGCACAGCCGGGACGGAAUCCAGUGACAUCAUCAUCCCGCUGCGGACGGAGAAUAACUACUGCCCUCACUACGAGAAGGUGAGCGGUGACUAUGGACAUCCUGUUUAUAUCGUACAGGAGAUGCCUCCACAGAGCCCAGCAAACAUCUACUACAAAGUCUGAGAGAGGAGGAGAGAACAUCUACUACAAAGUCUGAGAGAGGAGGAGAGAACAUCUACUACAAAGUCUGAGAGAGGAGGAGAGAACAUCUACUACAAAGUCUGAGAGAGGAGGAGACAUAAGUGUCCUCUAAAGGAGAAAAGCAAGUGAACAUCUACAAUGUCUUAGAGGAGAGGAGCGAUUGAACAUCCACUACAGUGUGAGUUGAAGAGAGUAGAGGGAGCGAUUGAUUACUCUACUACUGGACUAAUGUUUUAUUUUAAUUUGGGGACUUGGCAUUUAACAAGCCCAUGUUGUUCUACCACCUACUGACCUGAGGAAAGGACACCUGACAGUGGACCAUGGACUGAUCGAGAAAAACUGAACAGAAAGAAACUGUCCAGUAUAUCUCGUCUUGUUGUUUGGCUCUGUAGAGUUGAUGUGAUAUUUUACCCUCUAUCCUCCUGUCUUCCUCCUGUCCUCUCUCCUCCUGUUCUCUCCUCCUGUCCUCUAUCCUCCUGUC